GGAGCUUGACAAAUCAAGAUGGCGUCCCACGCUGAAGCAGGAAAGAGAUUUCAGUAUAAAUAAAACUCAUUCGGAGAACAGUUUAAAUUUGAGUGCCGCCUCGACACGACGUCGUUUGGAUUUUGAAAGAACGAGACGGAGCAGACACAGGGUCUCUAAAUGGCUGCGAGGAAGUCUGGAUCAGAUGCAUACAACAAUGGACCCAUCAGCUACCUUGAUGACGUUCCCUUCAAGAUCAAUGACAAAUUCCGCUGCCCAGCCAAAGUGGGGCUGCCUGUUGGUUUCUGUCUCCCAGACUGCGGCUCUUUGCUAGUGGACUCACAGUAUGACUUUUCUCUGGAGAGGCGUAGUGUGCGAUGGGGAGUUGAACUGGCUGAGGCGAGAGCAGCAGAAGCGAGAGCAGAAGAGGCAGCGGCCAAGCAGGAGGCAGAGAGCAGGGAGUGCUUGGCACAGGCCCAAGACAUUGAUGGUGGUCGAGGAAAGAAACCUGGGUCUGCUGCAGAGGACCAGGACCUUCUACCACCUGCGCUGAACCCCGUCCUGGCGGGGCUGAGCCAUAAUGCCAUCCUCACUCCACUGCCUGCCCCAAGCCUUGGGCCAAGGAAAACCCAGCCUAGCACUCCCCAGCCGCACAGCCUCAACCUAGCUGACUUUGAGCGGGAAGAGGACCCCUUUGACAAGCUGGAGCUCAAAACUUUGGACGAUAAGGAGGAGCUUAGGAGCAUCCUCCAGAGCCAGCCACAACCUCAACCUCCUCCCUCUGUAUCCCCACCAGAGGUUUCCCAGAUAGGGUCACGUGGGAACAGCCCAUCUCCUCCCAGCACCAACACCAGCAUCACAGCUAAACCUGGCUUUACUCAUAAACCCAAUGGGUUGGUUGCCUUGCUGGACAUGGACAGAGUUGGGCAGCCUGGGAGAACAGGGUUUGACGCAGAUGAUCGACCCUGUAACAUCCGCUCUCUCACUUUUCCCAAGCUCUCUGACUCUGGUGAUCCAGAGCCAGUAAGGUACAGCCCAGUCCCUACAGCUGUCCCCGCUCCCCGACAGAACCUACCCAACGGCAGCCCACCGACCAUCCCCAAGACCCAAGUUAUUGUUGCUCCUGAGCCAACCAGCCACACCAAGAGUGGUGCACCAAAACCGGUCAACCCAGGGUCGGGAACUUCUGGUCUGCCAUGUGGGGGCGCCCUGCUCAGCAUGACUCCCAGUGAGCGUCAGUGUGUGGAAACCCUUGUGGGCAUGGGUUACUCAUACGAGGGUGUCCUACGGGCCAUGCAGAGACAAGGACAGAACGUGGAGCAGGUACUGGACUACCUGUUUGUCCAUGGGCGUCUGUGUGAGCGGGGCUUUGAUGCAAGUGCAGUGGAGGAGUGUUUAGAGAUGUACCAAUGCUCAGAGGAAAAGGCGUUGCAGUUUCUUGAACUAAUGUCAAGAUUUGGUGAAAUGGGAUUUCAGCGAGAUGCCAUCAAAGAGGUGCUGCUGGUCCACAACAAUGAUCAGGACAAGGCUCUAGAGGACCUGAUGGCUCGGGCCGCAGCCAGCUGAGCCACACUAACCAGCCAACCAAAGCCCAGCCCAGGGGCUUGCCUCCCGCUACUACCCAACACAGCCCCUUUCCUUCUGCCUACCCUAUCACACCAUGCCCUGCCCUUGCCUUGGCUGUGGAAGGGACAGCUGGGAGACAGUUGUAUUUCUCUCUGUGCUAAAACGUAUUGUGUCUCAGCACUUCUUAAAGACUGUGUGCCUAGAGUGGAGGGGGUCAAAGUGUAACAAUACUUCAUGGUGGUGUUUUUUUUUCUAAGAAACCCCGGGUUACGUUCAAGAAUUUUGUACUGCGAGGGUGUUUCAGAGUGGGAAGACUGACUGAGAUGGAAAGGAAGAAAAUUUGGGCUGUGGUGUUUUAAUGCCAUUCUGAUUUGCUUCCACUUGGAAGUGUUAUCCAGGCAAAGCUGCAGGAGCGAAUGGGAAGCUGGUGACGGGCUCUGAAUUCAUCAAAGAAAGACCAGUUUGAACUCUUGGAGCUCCCAAACAACUACGCUGCCAUCUUCCACUGCUCUGUGCAGACCUAGUAAAUGGUGGCGGGGAUCGGGAGCCUCGAGGAGGCUCUCUUUAAACUGAACCAACUAAUAUUAAAAGUCAAAAAGGAAAAAAAACAACAAACAAACGGCCCAGUCGUCAGACAGACAACUGACUCUCAAGAAGUGCCCUCUCUGCUCUGGUGCCCUGCACCUAGUUCUGUUGUAUGUUAUUCUUUCAUUCAUUCAUGUCUGUUUUUUUUCUGUUCAUUUGGGCACUUUUUCAUGUCACUUUGAAGAUUCCAUUUCUUUUAUUCCUGUUUUAGGAACUACAUAGAUCUUUAGUCACCAUUACUCAAACCAUAAGAGAUACUACUGCCCCAGUACGCUGUUCGACCUGCACUGGAAUGGCCUGUUAAAGGAGUGGGGAGAAAUAGGGGAAGGUUCCUCUGUAGGAAAUGAUAAGAAAUCUCCCACAGCUCACUGGCACAGACGUGUCACAUACUACACAGGCGCACACACUCAUAAUUAUCAACUUAUUUAAAAUAGUACACUGAUUAUUUCAUUUACAAAUAAAGAGUUUGAUAUGAUAAUGUAAGAUAUGUUAACUCACAAAAGUGACGCUUUUAACUGUCAUGGACUUCUGUUUGCAGACUGGAAAAGAGUGAGUGGUUUAAAAGAAAAAAAAAGAAAUGAUGUAAGUGAGGGUUGCUUUAGCAGCCACAUCACAGUGCAAUAGAGACAUUUCAUAUUGUGUGACUGUUGACUGGCACUUUGAGCCUCAAGUAAUUGUCGGGAGAUGAGAAAUGAUUUUCAAGCCUUGCUAGAAAUUUGGAUGUAACUAGGAAAGGUUUGAUUUCAGUGAUCUCCAUCACUUAUUCUCUGUUAUUCAAUUUCAUGCCACAAAAUCUAUUCAAACAUGACUUUGGUUUCUUGA
This is a messenger RNA of Epinephelus lanceolatus (giant grouper), 2952 nucleotides long. It is a transcript of the gene ubap1, whose product is annotated as ubiquitin associated protein 1. Gene Ontology annotation, molecular function: ubiquitin binding. The record is from RefSeq and is a predicted model, not a curated record. NCBI's taxonomy places the organism in Eukaryota, Metazoa, Chordata, Actinopteri, Perciformes, Serranidae. Gene Ontology annotation, cellular component: ESCRT I complex. Gene Ontology annotation, biological process: ubiquitin-dependent protein catabolic process via the multivesicular body sorting pathway.